Wasmannia auropunctata (little fire ant) is the source of this 665-nucleotide messenger RNA. RefSeq names its product CDGSH iron-sulfur domain-containing protein 3, mitochondrial. Gene Ontology annotation, molecular function: 2 iron, 2 sulfur cluster binding. The coding region runs from base 115 to 528 and encodes 137 amino acids. The record is from RefSeq and is a predicted model, not a curated record. The transcript is spliced from 2 exons. Gene Ontology annotation, cellular component: intracellular membrane-bounded organelle. NCBI's taxonomy places the organism in Eukaryota, Metazoa, Arthropoda, Insecta, Hymenoptera, Formicidae.
GCGCCGAGUCUCCGAUCAGCAGUUCGCGUGGUUGCUGCUCCACGCUGCUCUCUGGUGCGAUUAUUAUUUGUGAUUUACGGGACUUUGUGUUACGCUCAAGCGUGAUUCGACAAAAUGAGCAUACUGAAUCGAUUUCCACUCGCUCGUCUGAGCGUUCUCUGUCACAAGAAUGUCUCUCGUUUUUCCACUAAAAAAGACGACGGUCCGCCGAUACCGACGAAUCAGCUGAAGGACACGUACAGUGCCAGUGAGCAAACCGAUACCGGGGUGAUAUACGACAAAAAGCCGUUCAGGAUACGCCUUACAGCCGGCAAGAAUUACUCGUGGUGCCUCUGCGGAAGGAGCAAGAGCCAGCCGUUCUGCGACGGCACGCACAAAGACAUCUUCUUCAAGAUAAAGCUCAGGCCCAUACGUUUCACCGUCUCGGAGACCAAGGACUAUUGGCUGUGCAAUUGCAAGCAGACGUCGAACCGACCCUUCUGCGAUGGCACGCACAAAAGACCGGACAUACAGGAGAAGAGGACGUGAAACCGCAUUGUUGAUAUAGAAUAUGGAUUUCGAAGUAAAAAUUACCUUUUAUAAUGUGCCAUGUCUUUUAUGGGCAGGUCUAUAGAGUUGGUGUACAUAAUAUACAUAUUAAUAAAAUAUCUGACAUAUAUUAUAAA